UACCUGAUAUUGUUAAUCAUGUUUCGAUCGACAAAAAAACAUUAAUACUUUGGAGAUGCCAAAUGUCUCAACAUUAACAUCAGAAGACAAGCAAACAAUUAAAAAAUAUAUCCCUAAGCCUACAAAUAAAAUUAUUACUGCAGCAGUUGCUCGGCUUUAUGUUGCUUAUCCGAAUCCUAAUCAAUGGAGAUUUACGGGUAUUAGUGGAGCAAUAGUUUUUGUAUAUGAUGUGGUUGGAAAUACAUUGUUUUUAAAGAUGGUUGAUAUUUCUAAUUCAAAUCGUGGUAUUAUAUGGGAUCAGGAGCUAUAUGAAGAUUUUCAGUAUCAUCAAGAUAGGACGUUUUUUCAUUCAUUUGAAUUGGAGGUAUGGAAUAUGUCUGUAACAGAUGAAUGUUUUUCUUGAUGGAAUCGAAUUAUAGAAGUGUAUUGCAGGUUUAUCGUUUGCAGAUGUUAGUGAAGCGUCUGUUUUUUAUCGUCGUGUAAAUGAGCGACUUUAUGCUUCUCAUAAAAAUGCUUCUGCAUCGUGGGGUUCUGGAGCAAUGUGUUCUUCAAAGACAAGUAUAAAAAAACGGACUGUUGAUAAAUCGAAGAUUGGAGCACCGUCUCAUUUUCAACAUGUCAGCCAUAUUGGUUGGGAUUCUGAGAAAGGUUUUACUGCAGAAAAUCUUGACUCUUCAUGGAAGAGGCUUUUUGAUGAAUUGGGUCAGUUUGGGUUUUCUUAUAAACAAAUUGAGGAAAAUAAAGAGUUUAUUCGUAAUUAUAUUUCAAAGAAUGGAGGACUGGAAAAUACCAAUCAAAAUACCAAUAAAAAUGCUAAUCAAGCUUCUGAAGAAUCUGUUAAAUCGUAUUCAAAUCAUACAUCACAAGAACCUAUCAAGAAAUAUCGUUUACCACCUCCCCCAAUUCCAGCACCUUUAUCUUCUCCUUCUCUUUCUUCUUCUGGUACUUCUAGUUCCUUGAAAAGAGCACCUCCACCGCCUCCACCACGAAAAUCUUAUAUUGCUACGUCUGAAACUACUCGACCUUUAGAUCCAAUACAUGUGCAAACUAAUCAUUUAUCAUUACGUGGUUCUACCAUUAAUCAAUAUGAAUCAUUGCAUGGUUCAUUGAUAGAUUCUAACGUUUUUGUUAAAACUGGUUCUACUGGUACUAAAGCUUUACCCAGAUUAGCAGUUAAUAAGCCACCAUUGGAUGAAGACGCUGCUCGUAAGCCACGGUCAUCAUUUGUUUCUGAGUCUCAAUCUUCAACUCAUGCAGUAAAUUCAGUUUCAAAGCAUUCCACGUUGUCUUUAACGCCUGAUUCUCCUUUAUUGAAUGGGAGACGAAACUCUUUUUCUGGUAAUAAUGAGGUUUCAGCAUUACCAGAGAAGCCUCCUCAGUUACAACUAUUUAAUAAAGCGCCUACUCCAGAGGCUUCAUCGGGUUCAUCGUUUGUUCCACCACCACCUCCUCCUCCUCCACCACCUCCUCCGCCUCCACCACCACCACCUCUUCCUCCUUCAUUUCCUGGGUCUCAACUUCCUGAAUCAGUGUCGUCAAAGUCUUCUAUGAAAAAUACUGUUUCAUCUUCGCAACUAUCCGGAGAUAAAUCAGCUCUAUCUAUUGAUACUUCGAACAUGCAAACUCCAUCUUCUGAGAUGCUUUAUAGUUCUGAGCGUUCUAACUUAAUGGCAAGUAUUAGAUCAAGUGGUGGUAUUUCUGUGUUAAGAAAGGUGGAACCAGCAUCAACAUCAAAGACAUCUUUAAAUUCUUCUAAUGGGACUACUCGCGUAACAAGUGGUUCUGGAGGAUUUAUAAACCUGGAAGAUGCAUUGGUUGCUGUUUUGAAUCAUCGUAAAGAAAAAGUUACAUUAAGCGAUGACGAUGAGUCUGACGAUGAUGGUUGGGAUGAUUAA
Pneumocystis jirovecii RU7 is the source of this 1895-nucleotide messenger RNA. RefSeq lists its product as uncharacterized. Gene Ontology annotation, molecular function: actin binding. Gene Ontology annotation, biological process: actin filament organization. Bases 540 to 1895 code for a protein of 451 amino acids. Lineage: Eukaryota; Fungi; Ascomycota; Pneumocystomycetes; Pneumocystales; Pneumocystaceae. The record is from RefSeq and is a predicted model, not a curated record. The transcript has 6 exons.